This is a messenger RNA of Carcharodon carcharias (great white shark), 534 nucleotides long. RefSeq names its product integrin alpha-X-like. The annotation marks the transcript as partial. The transcript is spliced from 3 exons. NCBI's taxonomy places the organism in Eukaryota, Metazoa, Chordata, Chondrichthyes, Lamniformes, Lamnidae. The record is from RefSeq and is a predicted model, not a curated record.
AUGUUCUCGUUGCUGCUGACUUACACUGUCUUUUCUCUCUCCAUCGGCACUGCGCCCUCCGGACACCCUGCUCGGCAGUUUGCUGUCAUGCAGUUCUCCGACAUUGUGAAGAAGGAGUUUAAUUUUGAGGAAUAUGAGAGGCACAAGAGGGACGAGGAGCUGGUGACAAGGAUUCGACAGAUUUCAGGCGACACCUACACCCCAACUGCCAUCAAAACGCUGGUCAACGAGAUCUUUGUGCAGGACAGUGGGCUUCGGGCAGACUCCAAACGGGUGAUGAUUGUAAUCACCGAUGGGAGAUCCAACGAUCAAGACACCACAUUCGCUGAGGCCAUCGCACUAGCCCAGGGCAAACACAUCCUGCGAUUUGCUGUCGGGGUGGGUCCUGACUUUCGAACAGCAGAUGGACGGCGAGAGUUGGAGAUUAUCGCCUCGAACUCCACUAACGACACCGUUUUCUCCAUCGAAAACUUCGACGCCCUGAAAACAAUCCAGGAAAAGCUGCAGUCAAAAAUCUUCAACAUUGAAGGUGCU